CUUCCUAUAGGUGAGUAGCUUCUUUACGAUCUUCUGCUUUGUGGUCAUGUUAAAUCCUCUUUUGCUAUUUUUUAUCCAUUUAUUCUAACUUCGAUUUAUGUAUAUGUUCUUUGUCGUGAGUUUUGAUUGUCUUUGUGGACUUAAGCUUAAGUCAAAUAAUAUGUUGAUUUGGCAUAUAUUUCUUUUUGUUUUUUUCCUUUCACUUUAUAGUCAUUUCAAAAUUUUGCUUUCCUUGCGUUGAGUGGAACUGACAUUGUCUGGUCAGUGUUCUCUAAAAUCACUCUCAAAAACGAAGUAGCUAAAAAACGUGAAAUCUCUUGGAUGUUAACUGCGAGGAUGAAUUUCAAAAGUGGAAAAAAUAUUUAGUUAAGUGAUUAUAAAGUAUUGGUUUUGGAAGAUUUAGUUGAGAAAUUCCCUAAGAUAGACUUAACAUUUUUUUUUGUCAUAAAUAUAGACCUCAAAAAUAAAAAUGACCAAAAUAGAGUUAAAUGUUUUAUCAAAAAAAGUAAAUAUACACUUAUACUCCUAGGGUUAAUUAAUCUAGAUAUUAGGGUUUAGAGUUAAAGAGGUGGGGUUUAAGGUUUAUGAUUUAAAAUAAAAAAAAAUUAAAAUUUUCAAAAUAAAAAGUGCUAUUUUAGCCAUUUUAGUUUUUGAGGUAUAUUUUUGUGACAAAACUUAAAAAUGUCUAUCUAUAAGAAUUGCCCUCAGUAGUUUGCUAAUGUCUUUUCAUAGGCAGAGUAGUGAGUUUUUAUUUAAGUGACAUGUUUUUGUUGGAAAGCGUUGUUUUGUAGAAAAAUGGAGGAUCGAAAGCAGACGAGCUUCACGUUUGAGAUAGAUAACUUCUGGGACAAGGAAGCUUUGAUACGUUCACCAAAUUUCUUUAGUGGAGGCUGCGAAUGGUUUGUUGAUGUUUAUCCCAGAGGAUGCGGUAUUGAAGAUCACUUGUCUACGUUCCUCUGUGUUGCAAAUCCUGAAUCAUUGCUACUUGGAUGGAAAAUAAGAGCUAUUCUUUCAUUAGUUCUAUUAAACGUAUCCGGCAAAAGACUCUACAGAACAUAUAGAGAUGGACCACCGUGCAAAACUUUCUGCGCUCAGUUUCCAGCAUGGGGUUGGGCAGAUGCCAUGCCUCUUGAAAUGCUUCAGGAAAAUGGGUUUAUGGAGAAGAACAAACUGAUAGUCCAAGUCAAAGUACAAGUAGUUGAAGUUGUUGAUGAAGCAGAAGUUACUGGGAAGGAGACAUUAGAUGUCAAUGGUUUCCAAGUUCUUUAUAGUGAGGUUGGUCAAGUGACUACUAUUUUCGCGAAGCACCCGGACGUUGCCUUAAAUUUCAUACCAAAGAGCCAAUUGGUGAAGACAGUAUACAUGAAACUCCUCAUGUUUCUCAUUGAGAAACUGAACAAGCCUCCACGUAGCUUCAUCAAGAAUGAAUUAAGCAACGCUCGCAUGGAGUUGAUAGAUCUAACAAAAGCAGGGUUCAAGCUAGACUGGUUGAAGGAAAAGCUUGAUGAGAUUUCCUUGGAGCGGAAGAAAGCAAAUGGUGAUGGUUCCUUGAGUUCUUAUGGUUUUCGAGUCCAAGAACUCGAGGAACAAGUUAAGAAUCUCAACCUUAAACUGGACACAGAAAAGGUCAAGUCUGCUAAAGUUUUGUCGCUGGAACAGACGGUGUCGGAUCUCAGAGAUGAGCUGAGCAAGGAAAAAACCAGAUCUACUACUACUACUAAAGACGUGCUUGAGGGAGUUAUUCGCUCUUGGGAAGUAUUGGAUUACCCGGAUCUCAGUAAUGAAGAGGUAGAAUAAGGAAUGACAUUUUAUUACUGUUUUUCUGUUUUCUUCUAGAAAUUCAAAAGUUCUAAGUUUAUGGUCUUCUCUAUUUAAAAUUUUAAAUAUAUUCAAAUUCUAUUUUAAAUACUAUCACUAUUUGAUUAUUGACUUGAGUGACGUGGCCAAAACAAAUGAAAAUAGAAAAUGAGACUUCUCUGAUGAAUCGAUGGCGCAAUAGCUGUUGAAAAGGGAAAAGAAAAUAGAAAAUCCAGAAUUUGGGAUGCAAAUUAAUUUACAUCCAGAUUCAAUAUCUCAAUAUAAUUUUUAUGUUCAAUUAAUUUAUGGGUAUCACAGACCUAUAAAAGGUCCAGAGUAAUCCUUAAAGGAAGUGCAGUCCAUAGAUAGACAUUUUUUUCGGAUAUACAAAUGAGUGCAAAAACAUAGAUCCAUGCCCGUAUAGAUGUUUAGAAAAAUGUGACCAAGUUUUACGCAAUAAGUGAAUCAAGUUACUGAAACGUGUUAGCAUCCCAGACCCAGGUCUUUACCAUCCACCACACGGUCUCAGACUGAAUAUAAAUUUUUAGGAAAAAGCCAAUAUCAUAGGGACUCAUGCAGCCAUAUACGCCAGACAUCUUAUGAAAUGAACAAGACCUAAGUUAAACUGCUAUAACAUCUCAGAAAAUUAAAUACAUCAUUAUAUCUUAGAAUGUUACUCCCUUUUAAUUAUAAAAGUCUUAAUGUUACGCUCUCUGUUUUAGUAUAAGUGGCGUUGAAUAUUUUUACUCAAUAACUAUAAAAAUAUAAAAUUUUAUACAAUUAUCUUGGUUACAUAAAAAUAUCAUUAAAUAAAGAUAUUUCAACUAGUAAAAAAAGAUAUAAUAUUUUGUAGUUGAUCACAAAUUUCAAAUAACAUUAAAUUUUAUCUAGAUAGUGAGAACAUUAUUUAUUUUGUAACAAAAAUAUUUUUUUAACACUACUUAGGACAUCCGCAGAGGUCCAAUUAAGUAAGAAUAGCUCAACAGAAAAAUUAAUAUAAAAUCUAAAAGUAAGAAAAAGAAGUAUGAAAAGAGGAAUAAAGCCUCUUUGUGGAGAGACUUUCACCGAAUUUAUCUACAUGUGUCACUUUUUAGAUAACAUAACAAUUUUUAAAUCAUUAAAUUUUAUUCGUUUAUUAAUAUAUCUAAUCUAUUAAAACAGAAUUAUAAAUAAAAAUUACCCCUUAAACUUACAAUUUAAUUACACUAGAAUGCCACUGAGUUAAUUAUUAAACAUAUAUUUAAGUAUUCUGUCUUUUCCCUUUUUAAUAAUAUAGAUUUCCUAAAUUAAUCUAACAUUCUCGGCAAUUAAAUCAAGUUCUAGAAAUCAAAUACAAUCAAUGCAACAUUCCUAUUUAAUGCCUUGCCAAUGUCUACGGAUGAAAUUUAUCAAACCAUAAUCUUUAAUAUUCUCCUAACCAUUUUCAUCUUUACGUAUAGCUAAAGAUUAAGCCAAAACAAAGCAAUGAAAUGUUGAAUUAAUGGAAUUCUUUAUAUUAAUCAACAAUUCUCUAUAUUAUAUCAUACGAGUUUAAUUCAUUUAUAUUACCACAAGAUCGACAUAUGCAAUAUUUGAACAAAGUAUAUAAAUAAAAUCCGUUUAACCAAAUUUAAAUUCAUUCGUUGAGUAACAAUAAAAUCUUUUAAUAACAAUAAAAUCCAUGAUUUAAACAAACGAUUUCAACUAUACCAAAAUCUCCCGUAUAAGAAAACUGGUAACUAUACCAAAAUCGCCGGUAUAAUAACAAUAAACUAUCACAUUAAUCAACAUGAUUAAAUUUAGAUUUUAGUGAUUUAUAGUCAUUUAAAAAAAU
This is a messenger RNA of Brassica napus (rape), 3610 nucleotides long. RefSeq names its product MATH domain and coiled-coil domain-containing protein At2g42470-like. Lineage: Eukaryota; Viridiplantae; Streptophyta; Magnoliopsida; Brassicales; Brassicaceae. The record is from RefSeq and is a predicted model, not a curated record. Gene Ontology annotation, molecular function: protein binding. The coding region runs from base 796 to 1797 and encodes 333 amino acids. The transcript has 4 exons.